UGCUCCUCCAUCCCUCCGCCUCUCUGCUCCUCCAUCCCUGCCUCCUCCAUCCCUCCGCCAAGCUCUAUUUCCUCCUCUCCAUCCUCCUCUUUCUCCGCUCGGUUGUUACGAUGCUCCCGCCCGGCCUGGCCGGCCUGCGUGCUCCGUGUGUGCGUUGGUAGUAGAUCGGCAGGUCGGUGCAGAUCGCGUGUCCGUCAUGGUGCAGAAAUCCCGGAACGGCGGGGUGUUCCCCGGAGCACAGGCCGACCAGAAGAAGCUGAAGGUCGGCUUCGUGGGUCUAGAGGCCGGGGGGACCGAAUCCAGUCGGGACGGAGCUCUGCUCAUAGCAGGUGGGGAGGAGGGCCCUCGGCGGCAGCGCAGCAGCGUCUCUGGAGGAAAAAAGCCUCCGAAACGAAAUGCCGUGUACAGACGACUGCAGAACUUCCUGUACAAUGUCCUGGAGAGGCCACGAGGAUGGGCCUUUAUCUAUCAUGCCUACGUGUUCCUGCUUGUGUUCUCCUGCCUGGUUCUGUCUGUGUUCUCCACCAUCAAAGAGUACGAGAAGAGUUCGGAGGACGCGCUCUACAUUCUGGAAGUGGUGACUAUCGUGGUGUUCGGGGUGGAAUACAUGGUGAGGAUCUGGGCUGCAGGCUGCUGCUGUCGGUACAGAGGCUGGAGAGGACGACUCAAGUUCGCCAGGAAACCCUUCUGUGUCAUCGACAUCAUGGUGUUGAUAGCGUCCAUCUCAGUGUUGGCUGCAGGUACUCAGGGGAACGUGUUUGCUACCUCAGCCAUCCGUUCUCUUCGGUUCCUUCAGAUUCUGAGGAUGAUCCGGAUGGACCGUCGCGGUGGAACCUGGAAAUUGCUGGGCUCCGUGGUCUAUGCCCACAGCAAGGAGCUGAUCACGGCGUGGUAUAUUGGUUUCUUGUGUCUCAUUCUGGCCAGUUUCCUCGUUUAUUUGGCAGAAAAAGAAGAUAAUGAACAGUUUGAGACAUACGCAGAUGCCCUUUGGUGGGGACUGAUCACCUUGACAACUAUCGGUUAUGGAGACAAGUUCCCCAUCACCUGGAACGGACGUCUGUUGGCUGCAACCUUCACUCUGAUCGGAGUGUCAUUCUUUGCUCUGCCUGCUGGGAUCCUGGGUUCUGGUUUUGCUCUGAAGGUUCAAGAGCAACACAGACAGAAACACUUUGAGAAGAGACGAAACCCAGCAGCUGGACUUAUACAGGCAGCAUGGAGGGUUUAUGCCACUAAUUUGAGCCGAACCGACCUGACGUCAACCUGGGAUUAUUACGAGAGGACAGUGUCUGUCCCCAUGUACAGGUUGAUUCCACCUCUCAAUCAGCUGGAUUUAUUGAGAAACCUCAAGAACAAAUCAGGACUCUCCUUCAGGAAGGAUGCCCAGCCUGAACCGUCUCCCAGUCAGAAGGUUAGUCUGAAGGAGAGGGUCUUCUCGUCUCCCCGGAGUUCAGGAACCAAAGGGAAAGGUUCUCCUCAGCAUGUCGUUCCUACAGUUGGUCCUGCUGUUGCUCCUGGAGUCCCUGGAGGUCCUGGAGGCAUGGGGAGUGUUCAGGCCCUGCGACGGUCCCCCAGCAUGGAGCCCAGUCUGGAGGACAGUCCAAACAAGGUUCCAAAGAGCUGGAGUUUUGGAGAACGUAGCAGAACCAGACAGGCCUUCAGGAUCCGAGGAGCUGCCUCACGCCAAAACUCUGAGGAUGCCAGCCUGCCAGGAGAAGACAUGGCCGAUGACAACAAGAGCUGCCACUGUGAGUUUGUCCCUCAGGAUCUGACCCCGGGGUUAAAGGUCACCAUAAGAGCCAUCUGUAUCAUGCGUUUCAUGGUGUCUAAGAGGAAGUUUAAGGAGAGUCUUCGUCCCUAUGAUGUAAUGGAUGUGAUCGAACAGUAUUCAGCCGGACACCUGGACAUGCUCGCCCGCAUUAAGAACCUCCAGUCAAGAGUGGAUCAGAUAGUCGGCAGAGGAACACCAAUUGCAGACAAGGACCGUCCCAAAGCAGCCAAUGAGGAGCUCCCUGAGGACCCAAGUAUGAUGGGACGUUUGGGGAAGGUGGAGAAGCAGGUCCUGUCCAUGGAGAGGAAGCUGGACUUCCUGGUUAACAUCUACAUCCAGCGAAUGGGAAUCCCUCAGGCUGAAACUGACGCCUACUUUGGAUCCAAGGAACCGGACCCGGCCCCCCCCUACCACAGUCCAGUGGAUCAGCUUGAGAAGAGCCAGUCCAUUUCCAAGAUCCCGCAGGUGUUACCUGGUGACCUCGUUGAGAAGAGUCGUUUUGUGAUAAAGAUGGUCCGAUCUAGCAGCUCGACUGGGCACAGGAACUAUAAUGUCCCUACCUGUCCACCGUCCACCUCCUGGCAGCCAAUCAGCUCCCAGCUCCACCAGCAGGCCCAGCCCCCUCCCCAGCGUAGCCAUGGCAACACUCCAAGUCCAGUUGGGGAUGGGUCACUGGUUCGACUCCCACCUCCACCAGCCGGAGAGAGACACGGCGGGAACCGAUUGAGCCGACACAGCACCGGAGAACGUGGGGGGGCGGAGAGACCAGAGAAGGGAAGAGAGGGGGCCAGUGGGACCGGAGGAGGGGGAGGGGAGGAGAUAAAGCCGGACAGCGACACCUCCAUCUCCAUCCCAUCUGUGGACCAUGAGGAGCUGGAGCGCUCCUUCAGCGGCUUCUCCAUCUCCCAGUCCAGAGAGAACCUCGACUUCCUCAACAACAGCUUCUACUCGUCCUCCAACAACCUGGGAGACCACCAAGGAGGAGGAACAGGAGGAAGAGGAGGAGGAGGAGGAGGCGGUGGCGGUGCUGCCCGCUGCGCCACUGUCCGGCCAUACAUCGCAGAGGGCGAGUCAGACUCUGACUCGGAGCUCUGUGUUCCCUCACCACAUUCAGACCAGGCCUGGACCGGAACCAAGUAGAGUCACAGAUCAACUGGAGCUUAAACCAGCAGAACAGUUCAAUUAAACUGUGAAAUGGGUCCAAGAUAACAGACCGGUACAAAGACUUUAAACACAGGUUGAAGUGAAGCAUCAUGGAACUGUGAAUGGCACAAAGCAUCUGGAGGGAGGGGUGUAAAUGUCAAUGUUAUCAUUGGGUCGCCACUGGGACACGCUCACACCUGAUUGGUUGCUUGAUUCCAUGUUAAAGACUUUUAUUAAUGUCACAUAACCGCAGCUUAUUGUUAAAUUUAUUAAUUGUUUUAAAAGACCUGACUCAAAGCAUCAUGUGAACAACACGUAUGACAUCACCAUGCCAACAGACUCUAGAGCUAAAAAUAAACUAAAGAGCUGUAACUACAAUUACUUAGAUACAUACAUACAUACAUAGACUGAAUGAAGAGAUAAGAAGAAUGUGAUGCUGUAUUUCACAUCAUAAGUGUUUUUAUUUCAUGUGUUUUUAUUAAACAUGUUUAUUUUACAUUGUUCCAAAAAAUGUGAAUCUGCUUUUUUGGAUCUAAAAACAAAUGUUUUUUUCAAUGUUCUUGUUUGUUUGUUAAACACAAUCAUGUAUUAUUAGUUGAUAGUGAUGAAAUCUGUCUGUCUGUCCAUGUACUGUCCAUAUUUACAGAAUAUUAAACUUCCAAAGGUUACUUACACCAAAUCAUGAAAUCCACCUUGUUCCUCUGCAGUGAAAACACAAAUUAGUUUGAAUUUAAACUUUUCAUAAAUUAUGUCUGUUUUUUUAAAUUUUAUUCUGCGCAUCUGUUAAUUUCCAAUGAUGAGGAAAAAGUUCUUUUUUCAGAGUCCAUUUGUGAUCGGCCAGACAUCAAAAGUGUAGCUAACUGUUUUUAACACCCGACAUGUUGUUAGUUUGCUGU
Molecule: messenger RNA, 3807 nt
Organism: Larimichthys crocea (large yellow croaker)
Lineage: Eukaryota; Metazoa; Chordata; Actinopteri; Sciaenidae
Gene: kcnq2b
Product: potassium voltage-gated channel, KQT-like subfamily, member 2b
Exons: 18
Coding region: 197-2908 (903 amino acids)
Biological process (GO): potassium ion transmembrane transport
Cellular component (GO): membrane; voltage-gated potassium channel complex
Molecular function (GO): voltage-gated potassium channel activity
Source: RefSeq, a predicted model, not a curated record